This is a messenger RNA of Gilbertella persicaria, 788 nucleotides long. RefSeq lists its product as uncharacterized. The transcript is spliced from 2 exons. The record is from RefSeq and is a predicted model, not a curated record. Lineage: Eukaryota; Fungi; Mucoromycota; Mucoromycetes; Mucorales; Choanephoraceae. Bases 243 to 644 code for a protein of 133 amino acids.
CUGAAUUACCGAUUUGUUAAAAGCAAAGCGUCAAUGUAAUUUAAUUAGAAUCGAGAAUUAAACUCCAGCUUAUCAUUAACAGGACGCGCCUUAUAUGAAUCAUUUUAAUAAUUUGAAAAAUCAUGCAAUGUACUUGCUUAUAUAUACGUGACUCUUCUGACGUGACAACUAAAUUUUAGAAACAUGUUGAUUCAUGUAUAUAAGAGGCGUUCCUUGAGAAGAAAUCCAUCAUUUAUACAAACAUGUCUUUUCAAAAAGCCGAAAUCUCAUCUCCUGCUAGCUAUGCACCCAUCGUUAAGCAAACACGAUACAAUCAAAUCUUGAAAGUUGGAAACCGCAUCGAUAUCUCUGGUCAAGGUGGCUGGAGCUCUACUAUCCCAGAAGAUGGCUACAAGUUUGAAUACAAGUCUCUUGAAGAGGAAAUUGAGCAAGCAUUCAAGAAUGUUGAACUCGUGCUUAACAGUGUUGGUGCUUGUUGGAAGAACGUAAAGAGCGUCACUUCUUACCACACUAAUUUGGAAGAUACCAGAAAAAAUAUAUGGAAGAGUUCCCUAUCUGGACUUUCCUUGGUAUUGAAGCACUUGAAGAACCGAAGAUGCAUGUCGAGAUUGUUGUUUCUGCUUUUCUUGACGAAUAAAAAAUAAGCAUGUUCUUAACUGUACACAAUUGAUCUGCAAACGCGCUUUAGUUUGUCUUUUAAGUAUCGACUUGAGCUAUAGAAAUCAUUUGAUUUCUGUCAAGCACAGAUUUCUCAUUGAUCUCACAUGACUUCAUAUCUUUUACUAAUA